CCACCAAACUAAGUAAAUAACACACAUCGACGGACGAGAUUUAUUGGCAAACCGAAUCUACGGUCAGUACGAAAAACCAGUAUUCCUAUAAUCCCUUCCACUCCUACGAGUAAAUCUCGAACCCCGAUUCCUUAGCCUUAAAUCAGGGUCGUCGAAGCAGACGAAGUCGGUCACGUCGUUUUCCCCCGGAUUCCAUUCGCGGUCAACUUUCAAUAGAAUUCGUUCUCCUCGAAUCGUCACCAAACAAAUUCCAUCGAACUUCGCUAGACUUCUCUAAUCUCUUCGCAGUUUUUGCUCUAAUGGCGGAUGAUGACUAUGGUAAGUCUUCAAGCGAUGUCGAGGAGUACUCUAGUGAAGAGGACGACGCUGUGGAGGAGAGCAUCCUCGAUAGACUUGAAGAAAAGCCCCAGGAGGACGAGAAGCGGUCCUUCUCUUCGAUCAUCACAAGAGAGUCACUUUUGGCAGCACAGAAGGAGGAUUUGCAGAAGGUGAUGGAUUUUUUGGCCGUAAGUGAGCAACAUGCAAGGACUCUGCUAAUCCAUAACCGAUGGAAUGUGGAGAGAGUAUUUGAGUUGCUCGAAAGAAAGGAAAGAGAAAGGCUGCUUUGCGAAGCAGGGGUUCUCAUCGCGGAGAACGAAGGUCUUGACUUGUGGAAGUCCUCGAGCGCCAUUACAUGUAAUAUCUGCUUUGAGGAUGUUGCUCCUAAUGCAGCCACUGCAAUGGGCUGCGGACACUGUUAUUGCAAUGAUUGUUGGACUGAACAUUUUAUUGUCAAGAUAAAUGAUGGACAAAGCCGGCGCAUUAGGUGCAUGGCCCCAAAGUGCAAAGCUAUUUGUGACGAAGCCAUCAUUAGGAAUCUAGUCAGUGAAAAGUACCCAGAUAUUGCAGACCGCUUUAAUUGUUUUCUUCUUGAAUCUUACAUUGAAGAUAAUGAUAUGAUUAAAUGGUGCCCAAGCAUACCACAUUGUGGAAAUGCAAUACGUGUUGAGGGUGAUAUUUAUUGCGAGGUUGAGUGUUCAUGUGGGCUCAACUUCUGUUUCAAUUGCUUAUUAGAAGCACACUCGCCUUGUUCAUGCUUGAUGUGGGAGCUUUGGAUCAAGAAAUGCAAUGAUGAUUUGGAGAAUAUAAAUUGGUUCAGAGCUAAUACAAAGCACUGCCCAAAAUGUUACAAGCCUGUGGAAAAGGAUGGUGGUUGCAAUCUUGUGACAUGUGUCUGUGGACAACAUUUCUGUUGGUUAUGUGGUGGUGCUACUGGGUUUCGUCAUUCAUGGAACAGGAUAGCUGACCACAGCUGUGAUGGCUUCAAAGAAGAGAAGAAUGUAGGGACUGCAAGGCGAAACAUUUGUCAAUAUAUGCACUAUUACAAUAGAUAUAAAUACCACACAGAUUCUAUUGUGCAGGAAAACAGACUUAUGGAAACUAUUAAGGAAAGCAUGCGUUUAUUAGAAAAUAAGCAGUCUGGUAUCAAAAAUUUCAGCUGGGUGCUGAAUGGAUUGCAUAUACUCCUUGGGUCAAGGCGUUUUCUUUCACAUUCAUAUCCAUUUGCCUUCUACAUGUUUGGAGAUGAACUCUUCAAGGAUGAGAUAUCAUUACAGGAAAGGGAAAUCAAACAAGAUCUAUUUGAAGACCAGCAACAACAACUAGAAUCCUAUGUAGAUAUUCUGUCUAUUUUUCUAGACAACGAAUUUCAUAAACUCACUGAUGAAGAGCUUAUCAACACAAGGGCGCGAAUCAUCAACCUGUCUCAGAUUGUCGAUAAUCUUUGCAAAGAAAUGUAUAAAUGCAUCGAGAAUAAGUUAUUGUAUCCCCUCAAAUGUCCAGUCUCGAUUGCUCCAUACAAUUCUGCGGGGCUUAAGGGGGCAUCAGAACUCAGCAAACAGGAUUCAACUAUUGAUGGAGCUAGUGAUAAAAGAUCUUCCACUAAUAGCUCAUAUAUUCGUUAACAAUUUAAUCAUGUGAAGUUGCCCUACUUUGUUCAGUCAUCCUUUGGCCCUUCUCCUUUUGUGUUCUUUAAUUCCAUUUGGAAUUUUGGUUCAAAAUAUCUACCUUGAUUCUGCCUUCUGUUCUCUAGCGUGGAAGUGAAAUUUAAGGAUCUUGUGACCAUGAUGGAUGUUCUUGUAGAAGAGUGUCAGGAAAUGGAGAUGCUGUUCUUUUGGAUCUCAAUGUGCCUCUUGGCAUGAUUCUCGAGAAUUGGAUCCAAAUCAUAUUUAUCAUUUUUUUAACAUACAGUUGUAACUGCUACAGUUUCACUUCAUAGUCCUGUGCAUGCCCACACUUUUUUUUUGC
Molecule: messenger RNA, 2286 nt
Organism: Phoenix dactylifera (date palm)
Lineage: Eukaryota; Viridiplantae; Streptophyta; Magnoliopsida; Arecales; Arecaceae
Product: putative E3 ubiquitin-protein ligase ARI2
Biological process (GO): protein ubiquitination
Molecular function (GO): ubiquitin-protein transferase activity; zinc ion binding
Source: RefSeq, a predicted model, not a curated record